This is a messenger RNA of Asparagus officinalis (garden asparagus), 710 nucleotides long. RefSeq names its product probable histone H2A.3. Bases 89 to 490 code for a protein of 133 amino acids. Gene Ontology annotation, cellular component: nucleosome. The record is from RefSeq and is a predicted model, not a curated record. The transcript has 2 exons. Lineage: Eukaryota; Viridiplantae; Streptophyta; Magnoliopsida; Asparagales; Asparagaceae. Gene Ontology annotation, molecular function: protein heterodimerization activity; DNA binding; structural constituent of chromatin.
UUAUCAAAUUCCGAAGGAAGGAAAGAAAAUCCUCUCUCCUCUUUAACUUGAAACCCUAACCCUAAUCUAACCCUAGAAAUCAUCAGAAAUGGCGGGAAGAGGGAAGGCGAUCGGAUCAGCGGCGGCGAAGAAGGCGACGUCGAGGAGCAGCAAGGCCGGGCUCCAGUUCCCCGUUGGUAGGAUUGCGCGAUUCUUGAAGGCGGGAAAGUAUGCUGAGAGGGUUGGCGCCGGAGCUCCGGUGUAUCUAGCCGCAGUUCUCGAGUAUCUUGCCGCUGAGGUCCUGGAGCUCGCUGGAAACGCAGCACGAGACAACAAGAAGACGAGGAUCGUGCCACGUCACAUCCAGCUGGCGGUGAGAAACGACGAGGAGCUCUCCAAGCUCCUGGGAACUGUAACCAUCGCCAAUGGCGGAGUGAUGCCCAACAUCCACAACCUUUUGCUCCCCAAGAAGACUGGGACUUCCAAGAAUGCCCCUGCUGACGAUGAGUAGAUGGGGAUUUUGCAAGAACUUGUAUUGUCUAUUGAUUGUAGUAUAGUUUUUUGUUCGUUCUAGAAUGAAUGAAACACUUUUAUCUUCUCUCUUGUGAAGAAAUGCUCCUUGUUUGUGAAUCUUACCUAUUAGUUACUUCAAAUUGGGUUAAAAGCUGAGCAUUUUGAGAAGAGAGAUUAUUUUUGUAUAAGAAGGUAAUUUAGUUGAUUCCUUUGUUUGA